Messenger RNA from Pungitius pungitius (ninespine stickleback), 1771 nucleotides. RefSeq names its product pdgfa associated protein 1a (gene pdap1a). Gene Ontology annotation, molecular function: RNA binding. Lineage: Eukaryota; Metazoa; Chordata; Actinopteri; Perciformes; Gasterosteidae. The record is from RefSeq and is a predicted model, not a curated record. Gene Ontology annotation, cellular component: cytosol. The transcript has 6 exons. The coding region runs from base 177 to 653 and encodes 158 amino acids.
GCAGGCGGCCGUAACUUAAUGCAGUGUUCCGACGUUUGUGCUUCCGACAGCGGGAGAGACGAAGUAGUGUCAGCCGUUGCUUUCAGCACUUUAAACUGCCGGGUUGGCUUUAACAACUGUCAGAUUACUCAGCGAUAUAGAAUUUGACUCCAUUUGUGUACACCUGACUUUUAACAAUGCCUAGGGGCGGGAAAAGGGGCCACAAGGGCAGAGGGAAGCAGUUUAGCAACCCAGAUGAGAUUGACAGACAGAUGAAAGCGCAGAAAGAGUUGGAGGAAAACCCUAAUGCAGAGAAGGAGGCCUCUGGCGAUUCUGACGAUGAGAGCAGCAGUGAUGACGAUUCUGAUUCCAGGAAAAGAAGUGGCGUGGAGGGGCUUAUCGAAAUUGAGAAUCCCAACCGCGUGUCACAGAAGAGCAAGAAGGUGGCUGAGGUAGACGUCAGUGCUCCCAGAGAGCUGUCUCGCAGGGAACGAGAGGAGAUCGAGAAGCAGAAAUCCAAGGAACGCUACAUGAAGCUCCACCUCGAGGGGAAGACUGAGCAGGCCAGGGCCGACCUGGCCAGACUGGCUAUUAUAAAGAAACAGAGGGAGGAUGCUGCCAAGAAGAGGGAUGAACUCAGGAAAGAUGCCGACGAUGCCAAAGCAAAGCGUUAGUCCUCCACCUGAAAGCUUCGACAUGCACUUCGGUCUCAGAGGGAUGGAGAGAGAGAGAAGGAAGGAGAUCUGGAGGAGGACAACAGGGAGGGGGGACCAAAAUGAAUGGCAUCAGAUCAGGGGUGAUCCUGACCUCCUGUCCGUCAUUUCAAACCAGAGGGGCGAGGUUCUUCCAUAACAGAGUGGUCACGACGGGGAUAAACGGGUGAAUGAAAGGGAGUCGAAGAGGACUGCAACAUUUGGGAUGCCUCUAGUUUUCUUCCUCAAGAGGAGACGGUCGCAGGUUUUCCAAGUGCUUCACUGCCUCUUUGCUCCUCCCCAUCCACCGGGGUUUUAAUUCUGAAGCUGCUGAAGUUAUUUCUAUUUUUUUUUUUUUUCCAUAGAUUCAAACAUUUGUACACAGUUACCUAAUACAACUUUACUUAAGGACUGGUCGGCGGUCAGUGAGCGUGCAUGGGGAUGUCUUUGGGUGCUUUGCUUUUUCCUCCAUCUCACCAGAUUUUAUAAGAUGGCAAAACAGUGACAGAUGGAGAAAAAGAGAACUAUUCAGAGGAUAAACUGAUGUAUACAAAUUAUAUGAUGUAAUUUACUAUUUGUGGAUAUGUUACACAAGACAUUGAUAUAAUCCCCCCCCCCCCCCCAGCGUCCAAACAUGACGUUUUCAUCACAGCGGUUUCGGAUCCACUUUUUUUUAAAUCUACAGAUGUAUAGUUGCAAGAAUAAGCUUCUCCCCCAGCACAACAUGUCAAGAAUAUAUUGAGAUUCUUUUGCUUUUCUGUGGAAUGGAAUUUCAUUUUUCUCUCCAAAUUUACACUUUACUCACUUGAAUCAUCUUAUUGCUGUCAGUUCAAAAGUGUUUCAGAAUGUGUUUUGUAAUCCUCUGCUCGGAGCACUCGGAAUAUUACUUGAAUUGCCUUUAAUAAGCAUUUUUAAGUUGUUGAAUAUCAGUGUUGGAAAAGCGUUGCUCCAAAGCGCCUCAGUACCUGUGGCCUGCCUUCUUUCUGAUGGGGUCCUCUGUGGUUCUAAAGGAGGGAUUGUGUCUUUUGUUGCCUUUACAAAGUUUACACAAGACCAGUUUACUGUCUUACUCCUGUGAUUAAAGUCCUACAAAGAACCUG